Molecule: messenger RNA, 2145 nt
Organism: Lagopus leucura (white-tailed ptarmigan)
Lineage: Eukaryota; Metazoa; Chordata; Aves; Galliformes; Phasianidae
Gene: HORMAD2
Product: HORMA domain containing 2
Exons: 15
Coding region: 689-1795 (368 amino acids)
Source: RefSeq, a predicted model, not a curated record
UUUGCUGAUGUGGGUAUUGCAGCUGCUUUGUCUCCCUGGAGAAGGAGUGGAGAGCAGCUCUGACCCUCUCAAUUCUUCAGGAAAUGGGAAGAGUCAGGUGCAGAGUAGGAGCCAUCCUCCUUUAGAAAGGCCACAGCCUUUCUCCACUGCUUGGAGGUGCCUCAUUCCUGUCUUCCAUCACGGCAGUGCCAAUAGCAAGCUCAUGGUGCUCCUGUUACACUCUUACUGCCCCAAGACCUUCCUGACCUGCAGACCAAGCAGGAAGAGCGUUGCUGGCAGCCAGGAUACGUCUCCUUUACUCACACAGUGGCUUUACGGGCUCUGCUUCUGCUGCAAUGAAACACAGAAUUCACACCCAGCUCCGUGAGAUCUGACCCUCAGCAAGUUUGUACCUGGAAACCCUAAGAAUGCCUUCUGGCUUUGAGUAAUUUAAAACCUGUACCUCCACUUGGGUGGUGACACGCUGACAGCAGUGCCACGAUUCCAAACAACAGCAUGCUGUUACAAGCACGGAUGUUGGAGACUUGUGCAUGGAGUUAAAGGCGGGGAUACGCCUGGCUGAGCACGAACCAUGGAACCAUCUGAGUUGGAAGGGAUCCUAAAGGCCGCCUGGUCCAUCUGCAACAAUCAGGGAUGCGUACAGCUGGUCAGAUUUUGACUACAAGUGGAAGACAGAUCUUUGAAAUACAUGAUGGCCACUUGUCAGCUUUUAAGUAGGCCGAAGAAUAAGUCCUCUAAGGAAUUUCUGUUGUUCCCCAACAAAAUCACUACUAAGCAGCAGUCUGUGGUGCUGGUGAAAAGACUUCUGGCCAUCUCUGUCUCCUGCAUAACAUACCUGAGAGGGCUGUUCCCUGAGAGUUCUUAUGGAACACGCUAUUUAGAUGACCUCUGUCUAAAAAUUCUGAGAGAAGAUAAAAGCUGUCUGGGAUCGUUUCAGAUAGUCAAGUGGAUUCAAGGUUGUUUUGAUGCUUUGGAGAAGCAGUAUCUACAUGUUGCUGUCCUAGCAAUGUACACCAAUCCCGAGGAACCGGAGACAGUGACUGAAUUGUAUCAAUUCAAGUUCAAGUACAAACAGGAGGUGCCCGAGAUGGACAUCAUCAGCAACAGGACGAACUUUGUGAAUGGAGUGUGCAGCGAGGACGUGAAGCAAGCCUGCAGCCUCCUGAUCCGUAAGCUGUACCUGCUAAUGCAGAACCUGGGCCCACUUCCCAAUGACAUUUCCCUGACCAUGAAGCUCCUCUAUUACAAUGAUGUGACUCCUGAUGAUUACCAGCCACCUGGCUUUAAGAAAGAUGACAACCCUGGGGACCUGUUGUUUGAUGGUGAUCCUGUCAACUUGAAACUAGGGUCAGUCUCCACUGGGUUCCACACCUUGAAGGUGAAAGUAACAACUGAAAACAAAAGAAUGGGGAGAGUUGAAAGCAACCUGAUCCAGAAGAAUAGCCCUACUGAGAUCUCCCACCAAGGGCUAGACUGCGAUGAAGAGGAAGAGGAGGGAAGCACUAAGAACAACCCUCUCCCUGUCAGAGCAGAGUCAGAUGAGCAUGGAAAGGAUGGAAAGGACAGAAAUUAUACCCAUCCAGGCCUGGGAACUGAAGCAUCUUCUUUUUGCCUUCAAGAUACAGGUGGAAAGGGAAAGAUGGAAAUAAAAGAGAUGGGCAGGCAGCCUUCCUCACAGGCAUCUCAGCAGAUAAGCUGCCUGAACCUUGCAUUUAGCCAGGAAGAGGUAAUAGGACCCAAGAAGAAAAGGAAGGUCAGUGAACCAGAGAAGCUGCUUCUGGAAGGCAGGAAAUGAUGUUUGUUUUGCCACACAAUGCAUUUCAGAAGGAGAAAGACAAACAAGCCUGUGGUUAUGGCUACUAGAGGGAAGCCUGUCAGUCUGCCUUGUGCGCACCGGAGAAUGCAAAGUGUCCUGUCCCGCAAUGAAAGUGAAGGAGGCUGUCUCAUGUUACCACACAGUGAGAGUGAGCACACAGACACCACAAGUGAAUCCACAGCUGAGAGUGCUGCCCUGCUUGUAGCCAUGGCCAGAGGCUCGCUGGCUCAGUGCGCACUGCCUUGUAAUCAGCUAUUUUACGGUAACGACUUCUAGUCAUUUUCAUUUCAGGCUUGGUUAGAAAUAAAGUGACUUGUGAUGAACUGCCA